Messenger RNA from Verticillium nonalfalfae, 3066 nucleotides. RefSeq lists its product as uncharacterized. NCBI's taxonomy places the organism in Eukaryota, Fungi, Ascomycota, Sordariomycetes, Glomerellales, Plectosphaerellaceae. The transcript has a single exon. Gene Ontology annotation, molecular function: S-adenosylmethionine-dependent methyltransferase activity. The record is from RefSeq and is a predicted model, not a curated record. The coding region runs from base 1 to 3066 and encodes 1021 amino acids.
AUGGCAGAGCUGGUACUCCUGCCCACAUCCACAUAUCAGCCUCCUUCGCCCUCGCAGGGUCGAAGGCCAGGGAGGUUGCUUAAUACUAUAAUCGAGGAGGAGAACGAGGACGGUCAGCAAUGGCACCAGCUCCAGCGGCGCCAGAACCAACGACAACGCGACGGCCGCAAGCUUCAACCCCCCGCCAACGUCCAGAUCGAGGCCUGGCUCUCCCCCAUGAGCGACCACUUUCCCACGCCUAGGGGCUUCCACUUCAUGUCGGCCCCCAUCCUCCCAUCAUCUCCCUCCAACGACUCGGUCGAGGAGCCUCUGUCCCCGACGACCACCUCGAACCCGUGGAACCACCGAGCCAGCGUCAUGACAGACAUCACCGAGUUUGACGAUCUCUACGGCAUCAGCGACGACGAGGAGCAGCGCCUGCGCCGCAUGCCCUCGAGGAAGUCGUCUGUCCGCCGAAGGAACACCGCCGCCGACGCCGCCAACCAAGUCCAGACGGCCAUGACCGCCCGCAAGGCGUUGCCCCCCUUGGUCAUCCCCGCGGCGCGCAUCAACACAACCGACGACAGGUCCGCGCGCUCGCUCAAGAACAAGCUCAUCUCCCCCGUGCCGCCGACACCCCCGACGCGCGUCGAGAUGUCGCCCGAGGUCUUCUCCUUCAUGCAAGCCCGCCAGGUCCAGGAGAUCCCCACCAUCUCCGCCCCUCCCUCCCUCGACGGCAGCUUAGACGGCAGCCUGACUUCGGAGCAGCUGGCCCAGAUGUCGGCGCCCCCCACCCCCGUCAUCGGCAACGACGACGGCGACAAGGCCGAAGACUGGUCUGGAGUGCAGCUCCAGCCAGGCGCUUUGGCAACCCUGCAGGCGCUGUCGGGGGAUAACGACAGCGUCGACGGGCACCACGAGCACCAGGAACAGGUCCUCGAGAUCCCCCAGGAGCCUGUUCGCGAGAUGCGCCAGCAGAACCUCCGCAUCUUCACCAACAUCCGAGCGUCCGCCCCCCGCUCAGGCGAGAUGACGCCCGGCUCCCAACGGCGGUCUCUGGCUGAUCUUUCCAAGCUCGAGAUCCCCUCACCCGGCGGGUUCUUCUCUGGUCUCUCCCCGCGCACGAGGACCACCUGGCACAUGCCCAGCCGAACCCCCGAGGACAUGGUCCCGCCCACCUCCACCACCGCAGAGCAGUUCUACCGCUGCCCCUGGAACGUGGACGCCUCGGUGCCCCCCGUUCCCGCCCUUCCCAGCCUGCCGGUCCGCCAGCCGGCGGCGGCGGCGGCGGCCAGCAGCAUGGCAGAGCAGUUUUACCGCAGCAUCGCCAUUCCAUCCUCUCCUGUCGAGCGCAUCAUUGAGGUGGCGGAAGAUGACAUGGAGGACGACAUGCCCACCGCCAGGCCCGUCGUUCCCACCAUUGCAUCCGGCUCAUCUACGCCUGCGGAUCCCGUCUCUCCUGGAGUCGACGAAGCCGCGACCGAGAUUGUCACCACGUACGACCCGGAGUACGCUCGCAAGCAGGAAGAGGUAGCUCUGUCGAACCUUGACCGCACUGGCAUCUGGCUCAUGGCACAACGAGCCUAUCUCAAAGCCGUAGACGUGGACACAGAGGACAGCGAACAGCAAGACCAAGGCCUUGAGACUAUCCCCGAGGCUGCAGAGGAGUCUGGCGACUUGGUGGUCAAGGCUUCUGAGCCCGCAUCCGCCGAGCUUCCCAAGAAGAAGACGGUCCGGUUCUCCACCCUCGUCUCGCUGACCAACGUGCCGCGCUCGCUUCCCUCCAAGCUCUUGCGACAGGAAUCGGCCUACUACCGCGCCUUCCAGGACUACAUCAUCCAGAGAGGCCACCUCGAUGCCUUUGUCCACCAGCUGCCGCGCUUCGAGGUCCUCCAGGCCCAGCGCGUGUGCCGCCGCGAGUACCACCGCAACCAGCUCCUCGGCAAGUAUCAACUGAGCGUCAUGCCGCAGUCGGCCAAGAAGCGACUGAGCGCCAACGUCGCCCGCGGCGAUGAUGUUCUCAUCGACGACCCUGAGAAGCUCAAGCGUGAGAAGGAGCAGGAGGCCAUGAGCCAGACGUCCAUGUCCAACUGGCACGUGGCCGCCACGCGCUACCUCAACGGUGGUCGCCUCAUCUCCGCGCCCGUCGCGAAGCGCCUCGCGCGUCUCUCUCGCAUGGCGCCGGGCCCCGACGGCGUCGCUCGCGACCGAGCUCGCAUCCUCGACCUCGGCGGCCAGGCCACGUGCGACUGGGCAUGGCACUGCGCCCUCCAGUACCCCAACACCAAGAUCUACACCGUCACCACAAAGGCCGUCCGCCAGCUGUCCAACUCGAACAUUCGCGGUCCACCCAACCACCGCCAGGUCGCCGUCGAGCGCCUGACGCGUCUGCCCUUUGCAGACGCCCAGUUCGACCUCGUGUCGGCGCGCGAGCUGCACUCGCUCCUCAAGUUUGUCGGCGGCAACGGCGAGGACGAGUGGGAAGGGUGCCUGCGCGAGUGCAUGCGCGUCCUCAAGCCCGGCGGCUACCUCGACUUCUCCCUCCUCGACUCGGACCUCAUGAACGCAGGCCCACUGGGCCUCGCUAAGAGCGUCGAAUUCGGCUUCACUCUCAAGACCCUCGGCUACGACCCGGCGCCCACGAGGAUGUGGCUCGCGCGCCUCGCGCGCGCCGGCUUCCAGGAGACGCGCCGCGCCUGGCUCUGUCUGCCCAUCGGCGGCCGCCCGCCGGGCAAGCCCCUGCCGGCCCUGCCGGGCGCCGCCGCCGCGGGCGGCAAGACGGUCACGCUGGAGGCCAUGGUGACGGGCAGCACCGACGCCGUGGCGGCCCUGACGGGCGUCGCCGGCGGCUGGAGCUGGGAGCGCUGGCUGCUGCGGUGCGAGAUGGAAAAGGUCGCCGGUGAGCUGCGCCUCGCCGACACGGUCACGGCCGGCAGCGUCAUGACCGAGGCAGGCAAGUGCCUCGAGGGCGUGUCGGCCAUUGUCGAGGAGGGACGGCUCUGCGGCGCCGGCUGGAGGAUGCUCAACGGUUACGCGAGGAAGCCAAAGGUCGGCACGGGCUUCAUCCCCCUGAAGGUCGACGUGUAG